Molecule: messenger RNA, 1187 nt
Organism: Tigriopus californicus
Lineage: Eukaryota; Metazoa; Arthropoda; Copepoda; Harpacticoida; Harpacticidae
Product: methionyl-tRNA formyltransferase, mitochondrial-like
Exons: 5
Coding region: 88-1152 (354 amino acids)
Biological process (GO): biosynthetic process; conversion of methionyl-tRNA to N-formyl-methionyl-tRNA
Cellular component (GO): mitochondrion
Molecular function (GO): methionyl-tRNA formyltransferase activity
Source: RefSeq, a predicted model, not a curated record
GGACCUGGCAGCCCUGAUUGUUGAAUAACACCGUCCAUGUGGAGAAUAACGUAGGCCAACAAAUGACGGAGCUGACAGGGCACAGGAAUGGGCAUGAUGCUCCCACCGGGUUGGAUAGGCGGGUCCUACCGUCAGUUGUGCCACUCUAAAUCGGCCACGCCCCCUUUUCGCGUGUUGUUUUUCGGCACAGAUCGAUUUGCAGUCCAAACGCUCCAGGCCUUACGCCAACAACAACUGAGCCCACAUGGAGCCGUGUCCCAGUUGGAGGUGUGCAGUCCUCCCAUGCGACAUCUGGUGCCCAAAGUCCGGGCAUAUUCGGCCCAGGAAGGCUUGAUUUUGCAUGAUCAGUGGCCACCUCCCAUCAAGACCGGCACGUUCGAUUUAGGCAUCGUGGCUUCAUUUGGCAAAAUGAUUCCCCGUCCACUGAUUCAAUCGUUUCCUUUAGGAAUACUCAAUGUUCACGCCUCUCUAUUACCGAGAUGGCGAGGCGCCUCGCCCAUUGCCCACGCCCUAAUGCAUGGGGACACCGAGACCGGGAUCUCCAUCAUGGAGAUUGAGCCUCAUCAUUUUGAUGUGGGAGUCGUAUUAGCGCAACAAAAGUGUGGGAUUGGCCCGAAUGAAACUCGCCAGACAUUGACUGAUAAGCUAAGUGUAAUGGGAGCCAAUCUCAUGAUUCAAGUCAUUCAAAAUCUGUCGUGGUAUCGAGGUCAAAAGCAACCUCAGAGCACCAAGGGCGUCACGUACGCUCCUCACAUUGACAAAACAUUCUUUGAGAUAAGAUGGGAGGACAAAACUGCCCAAGAAAUCUUCAAUCAAUAUCGAGCCCUCCAUGAUAUGUCGAAAUUAUGGUCCUAUUGGGCGGAAAGUGGACAUAUUGUGCGAUUCUCUAGUAUCAUUCAUCCAGACAUAAUUCGUGAUCUCAAUUGUGAACAGGUGUGCCCAGAGGCGUUGCCUGGGCGGACCAUUCACAUCAAGUGCUACAGGACUAAAGACCACUUCGUUUGCAUCAAGGCCAAAAAAGGUUGGGUCGCCUUUCAAGAGUUCUACUAUGACAAAAGGAAAGUGAUGAAAGCUGUGGAUUUUUUUAAUGGGUUCAUUUCAAAGCACGAAAAUCAAAGGGGCUUAUAUUUCACUAGAAUGACUCCGACUUAGUGACAUGAUGACAUUUAAUAAAUGAUGCAAGUUAA